AUGUCUAUGGAUGUCUCUAUAUUUGUCUUCUAUCAUUGUGAUCUUGGCCCUACAAAUAUUCUCGUCGAUACCUCGACAGGCUUGCUGGGUAUCAUCUAUUGGGAGCUUGCUGUCUACGUUCCCAUCGGAUGGGUUAGAACAAAAUCGCGACUCUCAGCAGGAAUGGAUUUCAACUAUGGGGAUGAGGACUCCAAAAAGGAUUGGCGCCGCAGUGUUGCCCAGCAUCUGGAAAAGAUGGGCUACCGCGAUGUUGUAGAUGCAUGGUGA
Penicillium cataractarum is the source of this 267-nucleotide messenger RNA. RefSeq lists its product as uncharacterized. Lineage: Eukaryota; Fungi; Ascomycota; Eurotiomycetes; Eurotiales; Aspergillaceae. The transcript has a single exon. The record is from RefSeq and is a predicted model, not a curated record. The coding region runs from base 1 to 267 and encodes 88 amino acids.